AUGGCGGACGGGACUCCUUGUGUUCCUCCUUCGGGGUCGCCCCGGCCCGGGCCCCCCCGCGUCCCCCCGCAAGAAGAAGGUGCUGCGGCCGCUGUGGAACCUCUGGACGACCUGAGCUCGCCAUGUUCCGUUUCGGGUAGCUCCGCGGGUACCAGCCGCGACAACUCGGCCGAGAGGGAGCCCCCCGGCGUGGCCAAGGCUGCCCCUGCCGCUGGCAUUAUGAAGGAUGUAUCCCGCCAGCGCCGUAUGCAGCCCCAGAAGAAGAAGACAGUCUCCUUCAGCACCAUGCCUAGCAAUCGCAAGCUUAACAGCACAGCAGCCUGCAUCUCUUUCAUGCUGGAGGGCUGUGAGAUGAAAAAAGUGCGUUCUAACUCCCGCAUGUACAGCCGAUUCUUUGUACUGGACCCAGACCUACGUUUCAUGCACUGGGAACCAUCCAAGAAGGACUCUGAGAAAGCCAAAAUCGAAAUCAAGUCAAUCAGGGAAGUGCGAGUUGGGAAAAAAACUCCUGUGCUGCGUUCCAAUGGCCUCUCGGACCAGUUCCCAGAUGAAUGUGCAUUCUCCAUAAUUUAUGGAGAGAACUAUGAAUCCCUUGACCUGGUGGCAAGCUCUGCUGAUGUGGUGAAUGCUUGGGUGAUGGGGCUGCGAUAUUUGGCCUCAUAUGGGAAGCACACCCCGGAUGAGGCUCCUGAGACUGGUUAUCCAAAUCCCCGCACCUCCUGGAUCUCUUCUGUCUUUGACAUUGCAGAUCUAGAAAAAGAAGGUCAAAUCCCAGUUUCUCGUGCUGUGCAGCUCAUUCGUGCUCUCAACCCUGGCAUGAAGGCCUCAACAAUUGAGCUGAAGUUCAAAGAGCUCCAGAAAGCAGACAGUAAGCGACUUGGAGAGGAGGUGAACUGUCAAAUCUUCAUAAAGGCAUAUUGUGAGCUAUGUACCAGGCCUGAUGUAUUUUUCCUUUUGGUUCAGUUUUCCAGCAAUAAAGAAUACAUGGGUCUGAGGGAUCUGAUGAGUUUCUUAGAGGCAGAACAGGGUAUGGAAGAAAUAACCGAAGAUAUGUGCAUGGAAAUCAUUGCCAAAUAUGAGCCAUCCAAGGAGGGUCGGGGAAAGGGCUACUUGGCCAUUGAUGGCUUCACUCGCUACCUCCUUUCAGCUGAUUGUGACAUAUUUGACCCACAGCACCGGAAGGUGUGCCAGGACAUGAAUCAGCCACUUUCCCAUUACUUCAUUAGCUCUGCACAUGGAGCAUGCUUGGCUGAGGACAGCUGCUUCUGGGGAGGCUCCACUUCAGACAUUGGGGGUUAUGUGGCAGCCCUUAAGGCUGGUUGCCGUAGCUUGGAACUUGUGGUUUGCGAUGGUUCAUCUGGUGAGCCUGUGGUUGGUGCAGGGAGCCGUUUGGCCUUCUCUAGAGUGGUGGUUGCUGUUGCUGAACAUGCCUUUGAGUCCUCCAAGUUUCCACUUAUCCUGUGUCUCUCAGUGCACUGCUGUGUUGCUCAGCAGAGGCUCAUGGCUGAGUAUCUGAGGAAGACUUUUGGGGAUAAGCUGUACUUGACACCUCCAAACCCAAAUGAAACCUACUUGCCAUCUCCGGAAAGACUCAAGGGAUACAUCCUCAUAAAAAGCCGGAAGCUUCUUCCAAACUGUCAGUCAAGUGAGGGAGAUGUAUCUGACGAUGAUGAGGCCUCAGAGCUAGGCCUCCCACUUUCUGAAGGGGACAGAGAGCAUCCCCGCUCUCAGCGCAUCUUGUGCCGUGAACUUUCAGAUCUCGUCAGCCUGUGCCAGACUGUGUCUUUCCAAAGCUUUGAGACCUCUCGGCGGAGCCAGUGUUAUUGGGAGGUGUGCUCUUUCAGUGAGGUGGAGGCUGGACGUUAUGCCAAUGAGGAGCCAGAGGACUUUGUGGCCUACAACAAGCGCUUCCUGUCACGAGUUUAUCCCAGCCCCAUGCGCAUUGAUGCCAGCAACAUGAACCCUCAGGACUUCUGGAAAUGUGGCUGCCAGAUGGUGGCCAUGAACUACCAGACACCUGGUCUCAUGAUAGAUCUGAAUGCCGGCUGGUUCCGUCAGAAUGGGGGUUGUGGCUAUGUGCUCCGCCCAGCAAUUAUGCGUGAGGAGAUAUCUUACUUCAGUGCAAACACCAAGGAUACCUUACCUGGCAUUUCAGCCCAGUUAUUGCAUCUCAAAGUCAUUAGUGGUCAGAAUCUGCCUAAACCCAAAGGAUCUGGAGCCAAGGGAGAUGUGGUAGAGCCAUACGUCUGCGUUGAGAUGCAUGGCAUUCCUGCUGACUGUGCAGAAAAGCGCACCAAAACAGUGCUGCAGAGCGGAGAUAACCCUGUUUUUGAGGAGACCCUGGACUUCCAGGUUAAUCUCCCGGAGCUAGCCAUUCUCCGGUUCAUGGUGCUUGAUGACGAUUAUAUUGGAGAUGAGUUCAUUGCUCAAUAUACCAUCCCCUUUGAGUGUCUCCAGACAGGCUAUCGUCACGUGCCUCUUCAAUCUGUGUCCGGUGAGCCACUCCCCAAUGCUACUUUGUUCGUGCAUAUGGCCAUCACCAACCGGCGGGGAGGAGGCAAAGCACAGCGACGGGGGCUCUCAGGGCGUAAGGGACGGCACAUGCGGGAGUACACAUCCACUAAGGCCACGGGAAUCAAGGCCAUUGAUGAAGUAUUUCGCACAGCUACUCAGCCAUUGCGGGAAGCAACAGACUUGCGGGAGAACAUGCAGAAUGCCUUGGUCUCCUUCAAAGAACUGUGUGGCCUAACACCAGCUGCCAACAUCAAACAAUGCAUCUUGAAGCUGGCCACAUGGCUUCAGCCCAGCGAGAAGGACAAUCCCCCAGCUGUCACCCUCAACCUGGGUGAAGAGUAUCCUUCCAUGGAGACCCAGGGGCCCGUUCCUGAACUCUUGAGAAAAGUACUUGCUGCCUAUGACACUAUGAUCCAAACCAGCCGGACGUUAAUUGAAUCAGCUGAUGCUGUUCAUGCCAAAAUUAUUCAGGUGCAACAAGCAGGGAUGGGGUUUCAUAAAGAAUUGCACCGCUUGGAGGCAAAAGAAGGUCUGAAAGGACGGAAGUUACAAAAAGCUCUGGAAAGUUUUGCCUGGAACAUCACUGUUCUCAAGAUUGGAGGUGAAGCUGGUGGAAUUGACAGGGAUGGGGCAGCUUUGAUGAAAGGAAAGACUUUGACAAGUUUUAUUUCUACUGGGAAACCAUUUUUGGACUUUCUGUGA
This is a messenger RNA of Protobothrops mucrosquamatus (brown spotted pit viper), 3216 nucleotides long. Its product is annotated as inactive phospholipase C-like protein 2. Gene Ontology annotation, molecular function: phosphatidylinositol-4,5-bisphosphate phospholipase C activity. Bases 1 to 3216 code for a protein of 1071 amino acids. The record is from RefSeq and is a predicted model, not a curated record. The transcript is spliced from 6 exons. Gene Ontology annotation, biological process: lipid metabolic process; intracellular signal transduction. Lineage: Eukaryota; Metazoa; Chordata; Lepidosauria; Squamata; Viperidae.